ACAUUGGUAUCAACUUGACAGAUCCUGUGUUCAGAGGAAUUUAUAGGGGGGUUCAAAAGCAUCAAGAUGACUUACGGGAUGUAAUAGAGAGAGCUGUUCAGAUUGGUGUUAAAAAGUUUGUGAUUACAGGUGGAAAUCUACAAGACAGUAAAGAUGCACUGCAUUUGGCACAGACAAAUGGUAUCCUCAUAUUACUUUUACCCCCCAAAAUGUGAAUUAAGUUAUUUUGAAGAAGUCUUUCUGAGAACUGCCUCAGAUAUGUUUUUCAGUACAGUUGGGUGUCAUCCUACAAGAUGUGAUGAAUUUGAAAAGAAUAACCCUGAUCUUUACUUGAUGGAGUUACUAAAUCUCGCUGAAAACAACAAGGGGAAAGUUGUAGCAAUAGGGGAAUGUGGACUUGAUUUUGACCGACUGCAGUUUUGUCCUAAAGGUACUCAGCUCAAAUAUUUUGAAAAACAGUUUGAACUGUCAGAACAAACAAAAUUACCAAUGUUUCUUCAUUGUCGGAACUCACAUGCUGAAUUUUUGGACAUAAUGAGAAGGAAUAGAGAUCGGUGUGUAGGUGGAGUGGUGCAUUCAUUUGACGGUACCAAGGAAGCAGCAGCUGCUUUGAUGGACUUGGGUCUCUACAUAGGAUUUAAUGGUUGCUCACUGAAAACUGAGGCUAAUUUGGAAGUUCUGAAGUCAAUACCUAGUGAAAAAUUAAUGAUUGAGACUGAUGCACCUUGGUGUGGAGUCAAAAGUACACAUGCUGGAUCAAAAUAUAUAAAAACUUCAUUUCCCACCAAAAAGAAGUGGGAAAAUGGGCACUGUUUGAAAGACAGAAAUGAACCCUGCCAUAUAAUUCAAAUACUGGAAAUAAUGUCAGCAGUAAGAGAUGAAGAUCCACUGGAACUAGCCAAUACGCUAUAUAACAACACUAUUAAAAUAUUUUUUCCUGACAUGUAACUGGUAUGUGUCUCCCGUUUUUCCAUCAUGUACAUAAAAUUUCAUGGUAAAACUUAAAAGUUUCAAUAAAGGAAUUCUCUGGAA
Messenger RNA from Lagenorhynchus albirostris (white-beaked dolphin), 1032 nucleotides. It is a transcript of the gene TATDN1, whose product is annotated as TatD DNase domain containing 1. The transcript has 11 exons. The record is from RefSeq and is a predicted model, not a curated record. Gene Ontology annotation, cellular component: cytosol. Gene Ontology annotation, molecular function: 3'-5'-DNA exonuclease activity. Bases 154 to 948 code for a protein of 264 amino acids. NCBI's taxonomy places the organism in Eukaryota, Metazoa, Chordata, Mammalia, Artiodactyla, Delphinidae.